This is a messenger RNA of Quercus robur (English oak), 1332 nucleotides long. RefSeq lists its product as uncharacterized. Lineage: Eukaryota; Viridiplantae; Streptophyta; Magnoliopsida; Fagales; Fagaceae. The transcript has 5 exons. The record is from RefSeq and is a predicted model, not a curated record. The coding region runs from base 1 to 1332 and encodes 443 amino acids.
AUGGAAGAUAUAAUUUCAGCUUCAAAGAAUGCUUUUGUGAGGAACCAGCAGAUUCUUGACCCUGUACUUAUUGCAAAUGAAUGCCUUAAUAGAAGGUUGAAAACUGGGUUGCCAAGGCUACUUUGUAAAUUAGAUGUUGAGAAGGCCUUUGAUCAUAGUUCCAAAGGGUUGAGACAAGGUGACCCAUUAUCCCCUUUGCUGUUUGUACUAAUUAUGGAAGCCCCUGGGAGAAUGUUGGAUAAAACUGUCCAUGAUGGUCACAUGUCAAGUAUUGGUCUGGGUCAUGAAGAGGGAAGAUCAUUGGCAGUAUCUCAUCUUCUCUUUGCUGAUGACACUUUUAUUUUUUAUGGUGCUGAUCUGGAUCAAGUUUUGUUUCUCUUUAUGAUCCUCAUUUGGUUUGAGGCAGUCUCUGGUCUAAAGAUAAAUUUGGGUAAGUCAGAGUUGGUUCCUGUUGGUAUGGUGGAUAAUUUGGACUUAUUGUUGAUUGUCCUUGGCUGUAAACAAGGUACUCUUCCAAUGAAGUAUUUGGGUCUUCCUUUGGGAGCUAAAUUCAAGGAUAAGGCAAUAUGGAACCCAAUUCUAGAGAAGAUAGAAAAGAGAUUAGCAGGAUGGAAACGCUUGUACUUAUCCAAGGGAGCUGUGGCUAACAAAUUGGGAAACUUCAAAGAAAUUUCUUAUGGGGUGGCAUUGGAGAUGAACCAAAAUUCCAUUUGGUUAAAUGGGCUACCUCGGGGAUGGCCUUCUUUUUCUCACCACAUUCUAUAUGAUAUUGGGGAUAGGUCUAGGGUGAAAUUUUGGCAAGACCAUUGGUGUGGUGUGACUUCUCUUGCAGUCAACUAUCUUGAAUUGUUUAGAGUUUGCCGAGACAAGGAGGUUAGUAUGGCUAAGCUAAUGAAGCUUGAUAAUGGAGUCCUUUUUUGGGAUGUAAGUUUCUUUAGGGGUGUGCAUGCUCGGGAAUUAGAGGCACUGGCUGGUUUCAUGGACACCAUUUAUGGUGCUUCGGUGAAAGGGUUUGGUGAGGAUAAGAUGUGCUGGAAACUUGAUAGAGAGAAGGGCUUCCUGGUUAAAGACUAUUAUAGUCUCUCAAUGGGCUCUAAUUACUAUCGCUUUCCUUGGAAAAGAAUUUGGAAACAGAAGAUUCCUUCUCAAGUAGCUUUCUUUGUUUGGACUACUGCUUUGGGGAAGUGCUUAACAAUUGACAAUUUACGAAAAAGGAAGGUUUGGAUAUUGGAUUGUUGCAAUGGAUAUGUGGGCUAUGGUGUUCGGAUUUUUUGGAGUGAGUUGGGUCAUGCCGCAAUCUAUAGUGGGGCUUUUAGCAUGUUGGCAAGGUAG